This is a messenger RNA of Megachile rotundata (alfalfa leafcutting bee), 924 nucleotides long. RefSeq lists its product as uncharacterized. The record is from RefSeq and is a predicted model, not a curated record. Lineage: Eukaryota; Metazoa; Arthropoda; Insecta; Hymenoptera; Megachilidae.
AUGUCCUGUCUGGUCGGCCUGUAUUCGCAGUUUCUGACUCUGCUGUGUGUACCCCACGAGAUCCUGUUUCUCCAGCACAAGGUCUUUCGAGAGUAUGCGAAGAUCACCGUCGGACCCGACUUCAUCCACACUCUGCCUUCUUUCUUAAUCCUGACCUCGGUCGCGAUGCGAUGUUUAUGCGUUAUUAAGUCUGUGUCUGUGUUUGCGAAGGUUUUAGUUAGCUGGGUGGUCGUAGUUACCGUUCUAUGGCUUUGGCUGAUCCUUCAGAGGCUACUUUAUUGUUGUGUCUGGACAUUUUGGAGUUAUGAGUCCGAGUAUCGAGAUGUUUCUUAUCAAUGGUGGCAACGAAUUUGGUCGUCGUAUUAUCCUUCACCGUUACAACCGCCUGUCAUGUCGGCUGGGUUCAUCAGCUGGGUCAUCUCUAUGUUAAUCGCAACUACCACUUUGGGAUGUGCAAUUUCUUCGAACAGAGUGUGGAAUUUUAUAUUGGAUUCUUUAGCUGGAUUAAAGGAGAUGGUCGUAUCGAUGAAGUGCUCCACGAACUCUUAUUUAAGAAGGUUGCUAUUAACGCUAUCGCAAUCGCAAUGGGCGGAAGAGGAAGCACUAAAACUGAAGAGUGCAACGCGGAACGACAGCGAGGCGAGUUCCAUAUGCGACGAAUGUCGAUCAGAGCUGUCCAGCGAGAUAAUUCAUCAACCACAAGAGGUGCACCCAAUAUCCUACGGGACGAACUGGUUGCCGAGGCCAACUUUCUCCGGUUACAAAGACGCCCAGAAGAAGGUGUCGAUGAAGUCGAUGCACACGGUGGCGGUGGUGAACGACAUGAACGACUCCGACGAGCCGGCCAUUAGACAAUUGCGACACAAACGUGGCUGUCACACUGUGAUACCGAGCAAUUCGAGCGACCAAUCGAGCGGCUGCUGA